GCAGAGACAAGAAUAUCCCUGCGGGGCUGCAGUCCAUGAACCAAGCUCUGCAGAGGAGGUUUGCCAAGGGAGUCCAGUAUAAUAGAAAAAUGUCAGUCAAAACUCAUCCACUCAGUAGGAGGAAAGAGACGCUCACCUGGAGAGUGCUGAAGCUGGGAAGUGCUGUUGGACCUGUUCAAACUGAGCAUGUGGUGCCAUGAGUACCUUACGUUGCUCCCAGCAUGAGCUGCUCAGGGGUGGGAGUGAUCUUGGCACUCCAGCUGUGCCUCCCCUCUGCUGCUCCAGCUGCCUCUGUAGCUGGGCACUUGAGCUAGAAAAGAAAACAGAAAAGCAAUAGUUUUGGGGUUAUUUUUCAACUAGUUCAGUUCCUUGGUCCAAGUCCAUAUGUAGCUGCAUAGAGAAUGCUGUUUGCACUAGGAAAGUCCCAGGGGAGGUUAAGAUUGCCCCUUCUGGGGAAAGUUCACAGUCAACUUGCCUGGGAGUGAUUCUGAAAGUGCGCCUUGAGAGCAGCCUAACUAUUUAAAGAAGGGUCUGUCACUUAAAGCUCACUGGUUGGGUAUCUCAUGCUGUAGUCCAUGGGGGAAUAUUAAUCAUAAAAUGGCUCCCUAAGGUAGGCAGUGAGAGAAUUAGGAAAGGCUUGGGUUUUAAAGGGGACAAAUGGAAUCUCGUUCUGCCUGUGUCAUGGACUUGCUGCAUUAGUUCAGAAAAAUCAAAGGGAUCCUCCAUUGAAUGUUUCACCUGCUGUGAGUAGGAAACAAUCACGUGCAGGUCAAUGGAAAAAGCAGGAAAUGUCUUGUUGUCCCUGCAGAGAUGCUCUGGGACCUCUGUAAUUCUAUAGAUAAUAUAUUCGGUUUUUGCAUUUGUUGUCCUUUUGCUAUUUCAAUAAAGUAACUUUGUAAAAGAACAAACAGCCCUACAUCUCAGUGUACAACAACAACAGACAGUGGAACUGCAGCACAAAAUUUCAACAGACAAAACUCUUCCACAGUCUUUGUACAUGUUUUACCUUGAAUACCUCUUAAACUUUUCUCUGAAGUGCCUGCAAUAAUUCUUCAGUUGCAACAGAAGGCAGCCUUCAGUCUGAGAUUUCCCUGUACAAAUGAUGAUGCUCAACCUAAUGCAAAUCCCCUGAAUCUGCCAUUAGAUAUAUCUUAGUGGCCCAUUUUGUAGGGGAUAAUAGUUCCUAUUCAAAAAACAAGCAUAAAAAUCCUGUUGAUGUCAGCUUAUGUUUCCGAAUAGCCUUGUGGUUGCCACUUGAAACAAGGAUGGUAUUUAAAAAAAAAAUCCCAUAGUGUAACAGAAGAUUUAGAAAACAAGACAUGGUGUUUUCUGAUAGAACAAGGUAACAUUAGGGUUGACUCUGGGAAUCACAGAAUCAUAGAACUAUAGAAUAGUUUGGGUUAUAAGGGACCUUGAAGAUCAUCUAGAUCCAACCCCCCUGCAUGGGCAGGGACACCUCCCACCAGCCCAGGUUGCUCCAAGCCCCAUCCAACCUGCCCUUCAACACUGCCAGGGAUGGGGCAGCCACAGCUUCUCUGGGCAGCCUGGGCCAGGGUCUCACUGCCCUCACACUAAAGAAUUUCUUUUGAAUGUCUAACCUAAAUCUCCCUCUUCCAGUUUUAAUCCAUUACCCCUUGUCCUCUCACUACAAGCCCUUGUCCAAAGUCCCUCCCCGGGUUUCCUGGAGCCCCUUGAGGCACUGGAAGGUGCUCUAAGAUCUCCCUGGAGCCUUCUCCUCUCCCAGGCCAAACAUCCCCAACUCUCCCAGCCUGUCUUCAGAGCAGAGCUGCUCCAGCCCUUGGAUCAUCUUCAUGGCCUCCUCUGGACUCUCUCCAGGAACUCCAUGUCCUUAAUUUGGGGAAUCCAGAACUGGACACAGUUCUCCAGUGAAAAUUGUCAUCCGAGGGGACAGGAACACUGGGAAAACCACACUUUGGCACCGACUGCAGGGAAAGAAAUUUAUUGAGGAAUAUAUUCCAACUCAGGAGAUCCAAGUCACCAGCAUCCACUGGAAUUAUAAAAAGAGAAUGGAUUUCUGUAGCUGCAGGACUGUCUCCACUGUUUGUCCUGCUCACAUGAAGAUGUUAUUGCCACUGACGAUAUUGUUAAAGUUGAAGUCUGGGAUGUAGUUGACAAAGGAAAAUGCAAAAAACGAGGAGAUGGUUUGAAACUGGAAAAUGACCCUCAGGAGGCAGAGUCAGAAAUGGCUCUGGAUGCAGAGUUCCUGGAUGUCUACAAGAACUGCAAUGGUGUAGUGAUGAUGUUUGACAUCACCAAGCAGUGGACAUUUAACUAUAUUCUAAGGGAGCUUCCCAAAGUGCCGACCCACGUUCCAGUGUGUGUGCUGGGGAAUUACCGGGACAUGGGGGAGCACCGGGUCAUUCUGCCUGGCGAUGUGCGGGACCUCAUCGACAGCCUGAACAGGCCUCCUGGCUCCUCAUAUUUUCGCUAUGCUGAGUCUUCCAUGAAGAACAGCUUUGGCCUCAAGUACUUGCACAAGUUCUUCAACAUCCCCUUCUUGCAGCUGCAGAGGGAGACGUUGCUACGGCAGCUGGAGACGAAUCAGCUGGAUAUUGAUGCAACUUUGGAGGAGCUGUCGGUGCAGCAAGAGACAGAAGAUCAGAACUACGAACUCUUCCUUGAAAUGAUGGAAGCCCGAAGUCGAGGCCACACGUCGCCACUAGCAACGAAUGGGCAAAGCCCCUCCUCUGGCUCCCAGUCACCCAUAGUCCCUCCGAGCUCCACAUCCACUGGCAGCUCCAGCCCUGGCACCCCGCAGCCACUGCAGCCACUCUCCACAAGCUCCACCAUCUCUUCUGAACCUCCCCCAUCUUUCUCACCAGUGCCUGCACCUGAGGCCCAGCAGCCACACGCGCCUCCACCAGCGACCCCCUCCCCAGCCCCUCCAGCUGCAGCCCCAGCACCAAAGCGCAGCAUUAUUUCACGUCUCUUUGGGACAUCCCCUGCAGCAGACCCUGCUCCUCCUCAGCCAGCUGCUGUUACUAACACAGAUCCUGCUGCUGCCACGCCUCCCCCCCUCCCUGAAGCCCCUGCAAAAGUACAGAGUGUGGAGGACUUUGUUCCUGAUGACAGCCUGGACCACAGCUUCCUAGAGGACCCAGCCCCACAGAGGAACAGGGGGAAACCACAGCCGAAACACCGUGUGGACAGUGAGAGCGAUGGAGAGGUGCCUGGGGGGAACCCCAUGGUGGCAGGUUUCCAAGAUGACCUGGAUCUGGAUGACAGAAUCCCCAGCAGACCUGUGCCAGCAGCUGAACGGGUGCCCAGCAAGAAUGUCACUCUCUCCAGUGAGGAGGAGGAGGAGCUGAAGGACUCUAAGGUUGUCCUCAUACCUGAUGAGGACAUCGACACAGAGCAGGAAAAAAAAAGGUCUUCCAGAAAUUCUCUGAAACCACAGAGUGAAGCAGUUUUGACCAAAGCAACUGACUCGAAGCCUCCUGACAGUUUACCUCCACAUGCUGGGUCUGAAAGAAACAGCAGCAGCAAGGUCAACACUAGCCUGCCAGCUGCUGCCACUGCCACCCCAGCAGCAGUCCAGGCCCCAAAGACCACUUCCCAAAGCAAAGGACAUGCUCUCAAGCAGAAAGUGGUCAAAGGCGAAGAGCCUGAGGAGUCUGACAGUGACCAAGAGGGACCAAUAGCUACUCAGAUGCUCUCAUUUGUUAUGGAUGACCCAGACUUCGAAAGUGAAGAUUCUGACAGCCAGAAGAAGAAAAUGGAUGAAUUCCCAGUCCGGGAAGAUCUCUCUGAAAUAUCUGAUGAUGAUACCUCAUUAGCAAAGCCACCUCAGCCUGUGAAAUCAACAGUCCACUCCUUUAAACUGAAAAAUGACUCAGAUCUCUUUGGUUUGGGUUUGGAGGAAACUGGUCCCAAGGAGAGCAGCGAGGAAGAUAAACAGCCUUCUAAGGAGAAAAAGAAGAAGAAAAAGAAGAGCAAAGAGGAAGAGGAGAAGUCUGUGAAAAAGAAGAGCAAACACAAGAAGAGCAAAGAGAAGGAGGAGAGCAAAGAGGAGAAAGAUAAAAAGAAAAAGAAAAAGAAGAGCAAGGAGAAAAACAAUGAGAUAGAUGAACUUGAGGCUUUUCUUGGAGGAGGAGGAGCCAGCAUGAGCAAGCCACGAGGAGGAGGGGACUAUGAGGAGCUGUAGGCUGCGGGUACACGCAGUGGACUCUCCUGUCAUGGCUGUCUCCAUCCUUUCUUACGAGUCACACCAGGACAGGUGCAGAUGUAUAAAGCUUUGGCCAUUUGCCAUAUAUCCUCUCAAACCAGAGCUGGCAAAACAAAAGCUUUGCAUCUGUGUGUGCUGUUCUAGUGCAUUCGUUACACAAAGAAAAUCCAGCUGAGAUGUACUUGAGCAAGGGGAAGGUUCAGUGCACAGUUCCCAGGCUCGCUUCCAGGCUGUCAUUUUUUUCCUUCCAGAGAUGCCCUGUGGGGCAGCUGGCAGGGUGUGGGAGGCAAAGGGACCUGCCUUCUGCUCCACCCCUGCUAAAUUCCACUCCUGCACACCCGAAAUUCCUACCUUGUUAAGAGGAGUGCAACAAAACAUGCCGCAUGAACGCAUCGUGCCCGCCUGUCUGAAAUCUUUAACUUUUUAUCCUUCCUAUUUUUUUAAUGAGAAAGGUUGUAUUGGCCAUUGCUCCACCCAGCAGUUCAUGAGCUUUAAAUCAAGCAGAUCAUGCUGUGGGUGCAGCUCUAAAACCACAGCCAGAGGGCCAGAGUGAGAGAGAGCGCAUGUGAUUUUGGAGUCCUGUGAACGGGACCUUUCUGCACAGCAGCUUAAUUAGCACUCACUGGUGCUGCUGUUGGAAUUCAUGAUGUCCCAUUGAUUUCCGUGGCCCCAGUGUCUCAGACACUACAUGUAAGCUGCUAUGCAGUUUGGGAAAACAAUGCAAAGUGCAAAGUUAACCUGAAGAAGAGAGAGAGAAAUCUGUGCUUUUCUGCAUUUCCCACCCCUUGAAUUUGCAUAUACUAGAAUCCACUCCCUUCAGUACCUCUCAGGGACAUGACUCUCAUGUGGAAAUGAAGAUAUCCAGAGCUUCAGAACUGUCUGCAGGGAAGUGUUGGCAUGGUGAGGGAUUUGCUCCUCAGGUGUUUCACAGUCAUGCUGUAAAACAUGGUCUGCCUCUACAUGGAGAGGGACACCCAGUGUAGCUCAGAUAGUGUCACUCUGGUCCAGCUUCUGCCUGUACUGCAGCCAUGUUCACAGGCCAAGCCUCCCAGCAGCCAGUGUGUUGCUUUUCCCUGCCCCAGGUGGAGAACCUCCUCCCAUCCCAUGUGUUUGGGAAGCCUUUCAGUUUUUGCUUUGAACACAAGCUCAUGGUUGGUGCCUGCUCAGCAGCAUCAGGCUGGGCACUACAGGGCAGCCCCUCACACUUGCCUGGCUCUCAGUGAGCAGCCCGUAUGUCUGAUGGAGCUCGUUAGUUCUCCCUGCCCAAUUCUGGUUUGGUUCUGGUGUCCCUUGUGCAGCUCAGGCAGUGGAGCUCUCUCAAGGAUCUGUGCAUUCCGUUACUCUGUGGCUUGCAGGUUGAUUUGUAGUUUGGUUUUGUUCUCCCUCUCCCCUUUCUCUUCUGAAAUGUCAACGAUGAAAUCCAAGCUGAGGUUUCCUUCUACAUCCCUAUAAAGCUUUUUGUUCUGUA
Apus apus (common swift) is the source of this 5654-nucleotide messenger RNA. RefSeq names its product RAB, member RAS oncogene family like 6 (gene RABL6). Gene Ontology annotation, cellular component: cytosol; nucleus. The coding region runs from base 2204 to 4165 and encodes 653 amino acids. The transcript has 17 exons. NCBI's taxonomy places the organism in Eukaryota, Metazoa, Chordata, Aves, Apodiformes, Apodidae. Gene Ontology annotation, molecular function: GTP binding. The record is from RefSeq and is a predicted model, not a curated record.